Messenger RNA from Fusarium musae, 549 nucleotides. RefSeq lists its product as uncharacterized. The record is from RefSeq and is a predicted model, not a curated record. The transcript has 2 exons. Bases 1 to 549 code for a protein of 182 amino acids. Gene Ontology annotation, cellular component: zeta DNA polymerase complex. Lineage: Eukaryota; Fungi; Ascomycota; Sordariomycetes; Hypocreales; Nectriaceae.
AUGGAAACGGGCCCUUUGAUCCCCGCCUCUCAAGCAUCCCAUCUCCUCUCAUCGUUCACAACCUUCCUAACACUAACCCUCCACACCCUCCUCUACCAUCGCGCUCUCUACCCCAAAACUACCUUUCUAACGGCUCGAGCCCUGAAUCUCCCCGUCCAUCAAUCUCGUCAUCCCGGCCUCUGCACAUGGAUAAACGACGCUGUAGCUUCAGUAGCAGCACAGCUACGCAAAGGCACAGUACGCCGGAUAGCCAUUGCGAUGCAUGCUGCCAAGACGUUUGAUGUGCUGGAGAGAUGGGUCUUUGAUGUUGAUCUGUUUCCUGCUGGGUGGGGUGAUAGAGAAGAGGCGACCUACAAUCCUGCGUUGGUAGAGGGUGACGAUGAUGGUGUGGUGAAUUGGGCCGAUGUUAAUGAGGCGCUGAGAGGUGCCCUGACGAGAAUAGCACAGAAGGCUGAGAUGAUGCCUGAUUUACCUCACGGGAGCACCUUUACUGUUGCCGUUGAGUUACGUGAUGAUGCAAAUGCACCUAUAGGUAUCGACAUCGACUGA